UGGAACGAACCUGCCCGAGCCGCGUGGUUCCGUCAGAAACGGCCACUGGACGUGAAUGUGCAGCCGAGCGACCGCCGGCUCGAGGGGACGCCGAAGUCACCUCCGCCGCGUGGCUAGCCGGGCCUGGUGACCCUGGGGGCAUGCCCGGCCCACACCGGCCUCGGCUCCGCCCCAGCCUCCAGGCCCCGCCCACACAGGCCUCCAGGCCCCGCCCUCCCUCGACUGUUAUUGGCUGCCAACCCGGACGUCCUGUUCAGUGGCGCGUCUCAAGGAGAUGGGCGAGGAGUUAGUGGUGAGAUCUCGGGGCUCAUUAGUCCCUCCGCCCAUCAGUCACGCGGCGGUCCGCGGGCUCAGGAGGCGGGUUAGGCAGUCCCGGGAUAUGGCGGAAGGUGGAGGCUGGCAGCCGCCGCGCCCGUGCGAGGCCUACCGCGCCGAGUGGGAGCUCUGCAGCAGCGCCGGCCACUUCCUCCGCCACUAUUACGUCCACGGCGAGCGGCCGGCCUGUGGGCAGUGGCGGCGCGACCUGGACAGCUGCCGCGAGUGGGAGGAGCGCCGCAGCGCCGAGGCCCAGCGGUCCCUACGUGAGAGCGAGCAGGCGAGAGUCCGGGCUGCACGGAAGCACGGCCUGGUGUGGGCCCCCAGGCAGAGCCCCCCUGCAGACUGGCACCUCCCUCUGCCCCAGGACAACGACCGGUGACAGGCCCAAAUAGUCCAGAAGGUCCCUGGGAGCUUCCACCCCAGGGACGUGGGACACAGAGUCCCCAUCUCCAGCCUCGCCUGCCCCACCACACUCAGAGCCAGUUCACUCAGCGUGCAGCUCCAGGAAGCCAGGCAUCCCUGCGUGUCCCUGUGGGCGGCCAACGGGCAGGCCAAGGGACAGCAGCAAGGAGAGGCCGUCCCAAGGGCUGGGCUCCUCAGCUGAACACUCGAGGGGCAGCCCGGAUCCGUGUGGAUGCGCAGGUGGCCCUGUAUGGCCCUGGUCUGGUGAUGGCCACGCAGUACUGGCCGCAGGUGCCCUCCCACCGCGGGCACUUCCUCUGCUCCUCUGUAGGCGCGGGCGGCGUCACCUCCUCGGCCCACGGUUCCAGGACACACAACCUUGUGUAAAGAGGGAUCCUAGACUCUUGGCUGAAGACACCCAAGCCCAACACAUGGAAUUUUGGUCGUCUUCCCUCAGAAUUUCCCCUGGUCGUUUUUUGAAAAUGUGGAAUAUAUCAAAAGACAUUUCACAGGUUUGAUUCCAAACAGAAGCUGAAAAUUAAAUCCACAGUUUAAUUUUGAAAGAGUUAGAUUUAUAACCUGACGUUGUGCUGGCCAGUAUUAGAGUUUUGUAUGCUUACACUCUUGUAGAUGUUUUUAAAAUAUAUGUAUUUGAACCAACGGGAA
Molecule: messenger RNA, 1386 nt
Organism: Orcinus orca (killer whale)
Lineage: Eukaryota; Metazoa; Chordata; Mammalia; Artiodactyla; Delphinidae
Gene: C15H22orf39
Product: chromosome 15 C22orf39 homolog
Exons: 3
Coding region: 275-697 (140 amino acids)
Source: RefSeq, a predicted model, not a curated record